ACUGUCAUAUACCGGCGAAUGUUGUUGUUAUUCGCAAAAUUGGAAACACAUUCUCCUCUUGGUUCGCUUUUCGCAAAAACGUGCAAUUUAUGGUGUUUGCGUGGUGAUUUCAGUUAAAACCCGAACGCGAUGAAGGUUCGCCAUAGCCGUCCGCAGAAAAACGUUCGCCAGGGGGGCCGAAAUGGGCGCAAAAGCAGCAAAGCGCCGGCGGUGAAAACGCGCAAAGAUUUGCGCAAGGAAAAGCGCCAGCAGAAGAAGCUGAACCGCUUCAACUACCACAACCGCAGCCGGAAGGAACGGCAGGGGCAGGGAGCAGGAGACGGCCGACACCAGAAGCAGCACGGAGGCAAGUUUGCACACGAUCAGCAGUCGGAUGGCGACGACGAGUCGGAGGUGUUUGACGAUGAUGAAGAGAUCCCGUCGGACGAUUUUAGCGAUGAGGAGGACAGUGGGAAGGGCAUGGCAAGGGGCAGCAAGAACCAGCCCGUGUCGAAACCCUACACGAGCCAGUUGGAAGUGGAGCGGGAGAAGGAAAUGAUGGAGUUGCGCCGGUAUGAGGAAGGGCUCAAAUCGAACCGCAUCAAGCAGCUGGAGGCGGCGAACGAGGAGGACGAUCGUGUGAUUGAAAAGUACGAAAAGCUGUUGAAGAUCAACCGCCGCCGGAACAAGGAAGGUAUACCGAAAAGCUUCAACGAUGGGUUGGACUACGCGCUCGAACUGUGCACCGACGAGAGCAUACGGAAAAUGUACGAAGCGGCUAAGGAGGCGGCCGAGCUGGAGGAAAACUCGGGCGAUGAGUUUGUGGAGGAUUUGAAGCAAGCCGUCGGGGGAAAGCUGAACGAUGAGCCGAAGGAAGAUAGUGGCGAGCCGUCGAAGCGAACCAAGAAACGUAAAGAAAAACUAUCGCCUAAGGAACGGAAAAGGGUGGAAAAGUUGAAGAAGAUUGAGGAGAAGUACUUUGGGCUGGACGAUAUGGACGACGAUUUGGGUGAGUACGAUUCGGAAAUGGAGCAGGAGGAGGAGGUGGCGGAUGAAAACGGUGGCGAGUCGGAUUAUUCGGAAAACGAUGAGCUGUACGAUUCGGACGAGGAGGAGGACGACGAGCUAGAAUCGGAUGAGGAGCAGGAAGAGGAGAAAAAUGGAAAGCGAGUAAAAUUUGCCCCCAAAGAGAAGGUGGACAAGAAGCGCAAGAGGGCGGAUAGCAUGUCCGAAGAGGACGAAUUUGAUGAUUUCGAUGAUGAUGAUGACGCGUAUUCGGAUGAGGAUAGUGAAGCAGAGCUUAGUGAAGAGUUCGAGCCAAGGAAAGGGGUAAAACAAAAAAAUGGCAAUCAAAAGAAGAGCAAAAAGACCAAACGGGAUAACAACAGUGACGAGGAAGAGGAUGGAAAUGGUGCAGGACGCUUCGUGUUGCUAAAACCCAGCAAAGAAAAGCAGUCGAAAAAUGGAAAAGAAACGAAGAAAAAGGCCACCGGCAAGCGGUGGCAAGCAUCGUCGGACUCGGAAGAGGAACCGGAGUACGACGACGAGGAGGAAGAUUUCGACGAUGAAGACGAUGGGCUAGACGACCUGUUCGAUGAUGAAUCUGGCUCGGACGAUCCGUCCGACGGUGAAGAUGGCAGCAAAUCCUCCGCCAAAAAAGACGACGGCACCUGGGAAGACAUCUACGGCCGUAAGCGCGACAAAGCGGGCAAUAUCAUCAAGGAGGACAAUAGCAGUGCCGGCGCCACCGGUGGCAAAUACGUUCCCCCGCACCUGCGCGCCAAACUGGAGGCGGAAGCAGCCGCCAAUGGGAACGCAACCGAUCCGAAGCAGCAGGAACGGUUGCAGCGUCUCCAGCGCACGCUCAAGGGACAGAUUAAUCGGUUGGCCGAAUCGAACGUGCACCGCAUCUCCAUCACGCUGGACAAUCUGUACAUGCAGAACGCACGGCACGACAUGAACAGCACGCUCACGGCGCUCAUACUGGAGGCAACGGUCGUGCCCACGCUGACGCCUGAGCGGAUGGUGCUGGAGCACAUGCUGCUGGUGGCCAUACUGCACGCCAACGUGGGCGGCGAGGUGGGCUCACAGUUUCUCGAAACGAUCGUUGGCCGGUUCCUGGAGCUGCUGGGCGAGAUCGAGACGACGCCGAACGAGGCAAAGCAGCUGGACAACUGUGUGCAGCUGAUGUGCCACCUGUACACGUUCGACAUCGUCAAGUGCAAGAUCGUGCACGAGGUGAUGCAGAAGUUGAUCGAGUGCUUCAACGAGAAGGCGGUGGAGUGCAUCCUGCUGGUGCUGCGUACGGUUGGGUUUAUUCUGCGCAAGGACGACCCACUGGCGCUGAAGGAGUUGAUCAUUGCGAUACAGAAGAAGGCAGCGAACGCGCCGGACAAGCUGAAGAAUGAUCCACGUGUUAAGUACAUGCUGGAAAUACUGUUGGCGGUGAAAAACAACAACAUGAGCAAGAUACCCCAGUACGAUCCGACGCUGGUGGAACACUUCCGCAAGCUGCUCAAGGGCAUGAUCAACAACGGCAAGUACGUAUCGUCGCUCAACAUCGGCAUCGAGGACAUCGUAAAGAUACCGGAGCGCGGCAAAUGGUGGCUCGUCGGGUCGGCCUGGCUAGGGGCCAAAGAUGCGGGGCCAAACACCGGUGGAAAACUAGGGUCCACCUCCACCUCCACAGGGGAAGCCCAGUACAGCGAGCAGCUGCUCGAGCUCGCCCGCCAGCAGCGCAUGAAUACGGACGAUCGGCGCAACGCGUUCUGCAUCAUCAUGAGCGCCGAGGACUAUCUGGACGCGUUCGAGAAGCUGCUGCGGCUAGCGAUCAAAGAUCUGCGCAUUCUCGUGUCCGUCAUCAUACACUGCGCGCUGGCGGAGAAGGACUACAACCCGUACUACAGUGUGCUGGCGCAAAAGUUUUGCGACUACGACCGGCGCUACCAGCUAGCGAUCCAGUACGCGCUGUGGGAUCGGUUGAAGGAGAUCCAUUCGCUGCAGCAGCAGCAGGUUCGCAACUUGGCCCGCUUCAUUACGCACCUCAUCGGGGAAGGGGGGUUGGCCCUGUCCUGCCUCAAGGUGGUCGACCUGGCUGAGAUCGAUAAGGUGAACUUGCGGCUGAUGCGCCAGAUCAUGCUGGGACUGUUGCUGAUGGAGGACGAGAACAAGUGUCUGCAGGUGUUCAGUCGCAUUUCGGCGAGCUUCAAGCUGAAGGCAUUCAAGGAUGGGAUCCGGCUGUUUAUGCAUCACUUCCUGGCACGGGGUAGCAGUUCGGCCAACAGUAGCAGCCUACCGGAGGAGCAGGUGCAGUUGCUACAGGAACGCAUCAAGCAGGCCGAUGAGCUGCUGGCGACGGAUACGAAGAUUGAGUGCGAUUUUUAGAGCGACGCUGUGCAGAGAUCAGAAGAAAAGAAUAAAUCGUUUAAAAGUGA
Molecule: messenger RNA, 3413 nt
Organism: Anopheles coluzzii
Lineage: Eukaryota; Metazoa; Arthropoda; Insecta; Diptera; Culicidae
Product: nucleolar MIF4G domain-containing protein 1 homolog
Exons: 3
Coding region: 130-3363 (1077 amino acids)
Biological process (GO): ribosomal small subunit biogenesis
Cellular component (GO): nucleolus
Molecular function (GO): RNA binding; protein binding
Source: RefSeq, a predicted model, not a curated record